Messenger RNA from Linum tenue, 2359 nucleotides. The record is from the annotation of a GenBank genome assembly. Lineage: Eukaryota; Viridiplantae; Streptophyta; Magnoliopsida; Malpighiales; Linaceae.
GGGAAAUUGUCAAAUUGAGCGAAAAAGGUUGUACGGAGCGGAUCAGCCACCGCCGCCGCCGCAACUCCGCCUUCUCCUCCUCUUCUUCAUCCACCAUCUCCAAGCGACGUCGACCAGCUCAUGUAAAAUAUCCCGUCCGACACCGCGAGAAAGAAACGUACGAGUUAUCUCUUUUCUUUUCCCUUUCUCUUUCUCUCUUUCUGUCCGUGUUUUCGUCUCUCUCUUUCUUGUUGGCUCCGAUUGUUACAGUCAGGUCUCAGGUCACGUCGGGUUACGUUGCCUUUCGUUCUCUUCGUCUCAUCACUCCUUCACUCAACACUCCGGUUCUGCAGCUCCAUCUGUGUAGAUUUUCGUUCUAGAGACAUGGGUGAUCCAAAAGAAGCGGAGAAUGUUAAUGCUGAAAAUGCGGCUGUGGUUGCCGCUGAUGGAGAACUCAAUCCCAAUCUAGAAAAUGCUGCACAAGAUCAUCAGCAAUUUGAUCCCCAACUCCCUAGUGAAAAUAAAGGGGCAGAGUUGUCUGCAUUGGAUUCUGGUGGUGUUCCUAUGGAUGUGGAGACCCUCAAUUGUACAAAUGAUAACCCUCAGCUUGCCCCUGGCAUUAUUGAACUUGCUCCUGUUGCUGAUAAUCCCGACAAGGGCGACAAUCCACAUUGCUCGGGGGACAUAAUGGCUAGUGCUGCUGCUGCUCCUGAGCCCCUCUCUGCUGAUAAAGAGUCCUCUAUUGGCUUUGCUGCUUGUGCGGAGCCCCCUGCCCAUAAAUCAUCGGACGAUGCUAAGCAGGAAGCAAAUAAUGAAGAUGCAAGUUUCAAAUCCAGGCGUCCUGAUGAUAGCAGUGCUGAUGAUGGCACAAUUGUUCCGAAUGGCCAGAAGCAAUUUUCUACCACCAAACAUGAGGAAGAUACGGUUUCUCCUGUGGCUGAUAACCAGUCUGCUGAGAGCAAAGACGAUCACGGGGGAGAGAGAGUCUCCGUAUUGAAAGACGAACUGGCCAAGGUUGACUUGCCGGUUCACUCUGUAAAUAAGAAGGAACUUGCCAAAUCCAAGUUGGAUGAAGAAGAGUCUGGAGGUGCGCUGAGAACCCCUGGCAGAAAUUUCCUUUUGGAACCUUCAUCGGAUGAGGGAUACGAGUCGGGAACAGAGGAGGAACAAUUGGAGUUCAUGAAGGAGGUUGAAACUUUUUAUAGAGAUAAUCACUUGGAGUUCAAGGCCCCAAAGUUUUAUAAAGAAGAACUAAAUCUGCUUAAGUUAUGGAGAGCUGUCGUCAAACUGGGAGGCUAUGAACAGGUGACAUCAUGCAAGUUAUGGCGGCAAGUUGGCGAAUCAUUUAGACCUCCAAAGACGUGCACAACAGUCUCGUGGACAUUCAGAAUUUUUUAUGAGAAGGCAUUGUUUGAAUACGAGAAGCAUAAAAUGCGUAAUGGUGAGCUUCCUUUUUCUGAUGGUAUAUCAAUCGAGGCUACAAGGCCAGAAAACCAGUCCAGUGGAAGCUUGGGUCUCGUACCUGGUCGAGCGCCACGAAGAGAUGCUGCUGCUCGUGCAAUGCAGGGUUGGCAUUCUCAACGCCUGCUUGGUAAUGGUGAGGUUUCUCAACCAGUCAUUAAGGAUAAGAAUUUGAGCUCCAUCCCCAAGGUUGAGAAGCCAUUGAAGACAAAUGGUUUACUUAAGAGGAAGAAGCUGUCAAGUGCUGAACGCGCCAUUAAUGUUUCUCCCUUGAAAACAACAAGGACACAAGCGGAUAGUGUGGUAAUCGAUGUGGGACCCCCUGCUGACUGGGUGAAGGUCAAUGUACAGAGAACUAAUGAUUGCUAUGAGGUAUAUGCUUUAGUUCCCGGACUUCUACGCGAGGAGGUUCAUGUUCAGUCUGAUGCAGCUGGGCGCUUGGUUAUAUCUGGUCAACCAGAACAACUUGAAAAUCCCUGGGGUGUCACUCCAUUUAAAAAGGUGGUUAGCCUCCCUUCAAGGAUCGAUCCUCAUCAGACAUCUGCAGUAGUGACCUUGCACGGUCAGUUAUUUGUGCGGGUUCCGUUCGAGCAGUCAGAUGGUUAAGCUGUGGAUAUGCUCCGACUCGAGACUAGAAGGUCCUUUAAAUUGCUUAGGAAUGACUUGAGGAAACAUUAAUGUAGCAUCUCCCCCCCCCCCCAUAGACAUGAUUUGGUAGUGCCAGGUCAUUUUCAUUACCCGUAGUCAACUGGGAAGAGCUAACCAUGCUUUUCUUGACAUUGUAUUGUAGUAGUAACUUUAUUAUCGCCAUGCAUGAAUACUACUUGUAACUUAAAAGAUAAUGGCAAUUAGUUGACAUAUAUGCUAAAUAAUACGUUUGAUCAUUGUGUUUAUCAUGCUGUUUCAUGAUUGUCACAAG